GUAGUAGGUAUUUCCCUGACCACCAGAAGAAUGGGACCUGGUUGGUUGAAAGUGGAGCGAAGAAAACUAACGGAGACUUGUUUGGAAGCUAGUCUCUGGUGAGAGUGAAGGCGCACCAUCUUCACCUUGAAGUCAACGAUCAUGGCAACCAUUCACCUUUCUUCCGCUACUACGUCUCUCUUCCAAUCCAAACACCGAACGAAACGCAUUCCACGCCUCCCUACAAUCGCCAGAAUAACAAACCACAUCGAAGGAACUCAUCUUAACUCCCCCAACGGCUCUCCCAUCCUUGGCAACGCAAACAAUUCCCUUGAGGUUCCCUCCAAUAACUAUAUCUCGCUACACUCUUCAGACGUGCGUAGGAAAACUAAGAUCGUGUGCACGAUAGGUCCUUCUACGAGCUCACGUGAUAUGAUAUGGAACCUGGCUCAAGCUGGAAUGAACGUGGCGCGUUUGAACAUGUCGCAUGGGGACCACGCCUCGCACCUCCAAACCAUUGAUUUGGUGAAAGAAUACAAUUCUCAGUUUCAAGAUAAGGUUGUAGCCAUCAUGCUCGACACCAAGGGUCCUGAAGUUAGAAGUGGGGAUGUAGCUCAACCUAUUUUACUUAAAGAGGGACAAGAAUUCUGUUUCACCACUAUGAGAGGGGUUAGCACACAUGACACGGUUAGCGUGAACUACGAUGGCUUUGUGAAUGAUGUGGAGGUCGGAGAUGUGUUGCUGGUUGAUGGAGGAAUGAUGUCUCUUGCUGUUAAGUCAAAGACAAAAGACUUGGUUAAAUGUGAAGUUAUUGAUGGUGGUGAACUGAAAUCUAGGCGUCAUUUAAAUGUCCGUGGAAAAAGUGCAACACUUCCUUCCAUAACUGACAAGGACUGGGAAGAUAUCAAGUUUGGGGUGGACAAUCAAGUAGACUUCUUUGCUGUCUCAUUUGUCAAGGAUGCUAGAGUGGUGCACGAGUUAAAACACUACCUCAAAAGUCAUAAUGCCGAUAUACACGUGAUUGUAAAAAUUGAAAGUGCAGAUUCCAUACCAAAUCUCCAUUCGAUACUUUCUGCUUCAGAUGGGGCCAUGGUCGCUCGUGGGGAUCUUGGAGCUGAACUUCCAAUAGAGGAAGUUCCUUUAUUGCAGUUCAUUCCCCCUUUUUUCAUCAAACAGGAAGACAUCAUUCGAAGAUGUCAAAUUAUGCAAAAGCCUGUUAUUGUGGCAACAAAUAUGCUUGAAAGCAUGAUUAAUCAUCCCACACCAACAAGGGCAGAAGUUUCAGACAUCGCAAUUGCAGUAAGACAAGGUGCUGAUGCUAUCAUGCUUUCAGGAGAAACUGCACAUGGAAAAUUUCCAUUGAAAGCUGUUAAAGUUAUGCACAUGGUGGCUCUUAGGAAUGAAUCCAGUGUUCAAAGUGGUGUUUCUUAUCCGAGUCAACUGAGUUCCCAUGAAAGUCAUAUGGGAGAAAUGUUUGCUUUCCAUGCGACAACAAUGUCUAACACUCUUAAUACUCCUAUUAUUGUUUUCACCAGAACAGGAUCCAUGGCAAUUCUUUUGAGCCAUUAUAGGCCUUACUCAACAAUCUUUGCAUUCACAAAUGAAGCAAGAAUUAAGCGGAGGUUGGCGCUUUAUCAUGGGGUUAUGUCCAUAUACAUGCAAUUUUCAAAUGAUGCAGAAGAGACCUUCUCUAGAGCCCUCAAGCUACUAUUGAGUAAGAGUCAUUUACACGAGGGACAACAUGUCACACUUGUUCAAAGUGGAGCACAACCAAUCUGGCGUGAGGAAUCCACUCACCACAUACAAGUUCGCAAGGUUCAUGGAUAAAAUUCUAUGAAGGAUCUUUGUUCCUCAUAAGUGUACAGUUUUUUUCCCCACUAUCUUGUAACUAUUCAUAGUAAUGGCUAUUCACUAUCUUGUAACUAUUCAUAGUUAUGACUAUUAUGCACUUGAAACACCAAAGUUGGAUAGUAAAGGAAUUUUCAUAAUGCAAAUAGUGAUUUAUUGAUAAGGAAUUGCCAUAGCCUC
Messenger RNA from Glycine soja, 2007 nucleotides. RefSeq names its product pyruvate kinase isozyme G, chloroplastic-like. The transcript is spliced from 12 exons. The coding region runs from base 142 to 1806 and encodes 554 amino acids. The record is from RefSeq and is a predicted model, not a curated record. Gene Ontology annotation, cellular component: cytoplasm; chloroplast stroma. Gene Ontology annotation, biological process: glycolytic process. Gene Ontology annotation, molecular function: magnesium ion binding; potassium ion binding; pyruvate kinase activity. NCBI's taxonomy places the organism in Eukaryota, Viridiplantae, Streptophyta, Magnoliopsida, Fabales, Fabaceae.